This is a messenger RNA of Daldinia childiae, 2124 nucleotides long. RefSeq names its product Transcriptional regulator RPN4. Bases 1 to 2124 code for a protein of 707 amino acids. Gene Ontology annotation, biological process: regulation of transcription by RNA polymerase II. The record is from RefSeq and is a predicted model, not a curated record. Gene Ontology annotation, cellular component: nucleus. The transcript has a single exon. Lineage: Eukaryota; Fungi; Ascomycota; Sordariomycetes; Xylariales; Hypoxylaceae.
AUGAUGCAGAUGCUUGAUCACAAUAGCUAUUCAUCAAGAAACCACCAACCUUUCCAGUUCUUUCCCCAGCAAACUCUCGACGGCACCUCGAGUACGAAUAACGGCUUUAACCGGUCAACACUCUCAACAUUAGAUACUGCCGCCGCCGCCAUCGCCGCUUCUCAGCGACACAGGACGCCUGCGACAUCCUCGUCGCAACAGAGCUUUGAGGGGGGAAGCAACAGCCAAAGUCUGACCCAGGUUCCCGACUUGAUGCCGUCAGACUCGUGGAUGCUUCACGGUAGUCAACAAACCCCUAGAGCAGCACAUCGCUUUAGUCAUCAGCGCGAAUCCUCUCUCUCGUCGCUAGGAUCCAACGGUCCAGCAUCGCCAUACAAUGCCAGUACAUCGAAUCCGCAUAUCGCUGUCCCCGAUUCAGGGAAUGACGGGUAUCACGACAUAGGAGGUGGCGAAAACAACUACGCAUACAGCAUGGGAAAGCCUAUGAUGCCUGAUAAUUUCUACGCCAACGCCUUGUUCAACAACCGCGACAGCAAUAUUACUAAUGGUAACAGUAAUAACUACCACAAUAACCGUAAUAUCAUCAGCGGUCAGCAUAUGUCGCGCGAUGUAUCCUCGGUUGAUGGCUUGCCAAACCUAGCGAAUCAGCAGCAACACAAGUCAAGGGUUGACCGAGGCUUAGCCCCGGCUCCCGAGUUAUCAAUUGGUGGUGGUGCUUCUUCUGCUAGAUCUCACCCAGUUUCGGUGGCGAGUUCAGUUGCAGGUGACUCACCCGCGACACCGUCUUUCCACGAGACCGAAGACGAUUGCCGAAGAUCAAGGAAUGGUGAGGCCUCCAUUAUAUCGCCCUUUCUGUGCGAUUCCGAUCCUGACUUUGACAACUACUUACAACUUUUUGAUGACGCAGUUUUUCACAACCCACAAGUUCCUAAGUUAGAUCGCACUAUGACCGACAUCUAUAACGACGAGCUUUAUAACCCAAACUUUACCAUAACGUCAGCUUCUCCACCGCCUCAGACACAGAUGGCGAUGUCGCCAAGUAACGACUUGUUCGCUCAGAGACUCCAGGCCGCCAACAGUCAACAUCUGAGCGUAGUACAAUCGCCUGUCUCGAGCACAUCGCGAGAUGACCAGUCUCCAUUCAGACAGGGCUCACCGUACGCCUCCGCUAUCAACGAUUUCCCUCAGGUGGGUGUGGAGCAGAUGCACAUCGGAUCGGCUCGACAGAUGAACCAGCGGCUGAAGGCUGAACGAGACGACAAGGAACUACAGCAACAAAUGGCGCGCAACUCUGCGCAGCAGCAAGGAACACCAAACACGAUCUCGCCAAAGGAUGCGAUGCUUGACUUCAACGAGUCGGAUGAUGGUUCUAACAUGCCGCUAUUUCAGCCGCAUGAGACCAGCAGUUACAGCAUGGAGCCUACGAACAACGGGGCCACACAUACAGCGUCUAGGACCAUCUCUCAACAUUCAAGCCCAUCUUUCCAGUCAAUGGCGUCGACACCAAUACAGGCCGCAUUUAACUUCUCUAUGCCGAGCAAUAUACAGAUGCCACAACAGUAUCCUUUCAUUGCGCACCGACAACAGCAACAGCGCUCGACCCCUACAGCCUCGACAUAUUCAAGGGUGAGCUCGACCGAAGCCAGCAACUCAGAGGGUGGCGAUAUCCCAAGCCAGAAACCAGCUGGGUCUGGUGCGGAUGGAGGUACUUACACUUGUACGUAUCAUGGGUGUACGCUACGGUUUGAGACGCCAGCAUUACUACAAAAGCACAAGCGCGAGGGGCAUCGACAAGCCAAUGCCUUAAGCCACGUCAGGUCAUCCCCGACAACAACGAGUGGAAUGUCUGGCAACGUACUCAACAGUCAGGCUGGGCCGCACAAGUGCGAGAGGAUAAACCCGAGCACGGGAAAGCCAUGCAAUACGAUAUUCUCUAGGCCUUACGAUCUUACGCGACACGAAGAUACGAUUCACAAUGCACGUAAGCAAAAAGUCCGCUGCGACCUCUGUACGGAAGAGAAGACAUUUAGUCGGGCAGAUGCGCUUACAAGGCAUUACCGCGUCUGCCACCCGGAUGUGGAAUUUCCGGGCAAGCAUCGGAGACGUGGUGGUGUUGGCAUAUGA